AUGACCGCCCGAGCGACUUUUCUGCCCCUUUUUUGUUUUUUGUCCCGGCUUGGUGAACCGAAACCAAUUGAAAAGUGGUCCACCUAUAUAAAAAUCAGCGAAGGAAGCCUUUCAGAUCUUAGGAAGAGUUUUCUUCUUGACGGCUACGAAGGGUUUCAGGACAAAGCGCGCGAGUGUGGCAUUGACAAACUUAAUUUUUCGACUGGUGUGAAGCAUAAAAAGCCCGAUCCGCCGGAUUUCCCUAGUGGCAGACUUUUCACUGUCAGCUCGGAAGAUGAGUGGAAAAUCUACCAAGAUUUUAUGUUGGGCAAUGACGGAAAAGAAUAUGAGCUUGUCGGU
This is a messenger RNA of Porites evermanni, 339 nucleotides long. The record is from the annotation of a GenBank genome assembly. Lineage: Eukaryota; Metazoa; Cnidaria; Anthozoa; Scleractinia; Poritidae.